Notolabrus celidotus (New Zealand spotty) is the source of this 5955-nucleotide messenger RNA. RefSeq names its product inositol polyphosphate phosphatase-like 1a (gene inppl1a). NCBI's taxonomy places the organism in Eukaryota, Metazoa, Chordata, Actinopteri, Labriformes, Labridae. The transcript has 28 exons. The record is from RefSeq and is a predicted model, not a curated record. The coding region runs from base 278 to 4084 and encodes 1268 amino acids. Gene Ontology annotation, biological process: phosphatidylinositol dephosphorylation. Gene Ontology annotation, molecular function: phosphatase activity; protein binding.
AUACACCGGAAGCGUUUUACAUUGACAUUAUUUUGUUGUUGACGCGGGUCGCCCCCACUGUUGCUCCCCGGUCUCCUGCGUGGAUUUACAUACCCUGAUUUCCGUGGGACUGGGAAGCUACAGAGGAGGGUGGCGAGCCUUCCAGGAACUGAGGAAACAAUCGCAAACAGUUUUUUGUCCCGGACUGGAUCGCUUUAGAGUCCGGAGAAGGGCUGUGAGGUUUACGGAGAAGUCUGGAAGCAGCCUGAGUUGAGACCCGGUUUGAAGGGCUGUGGCCAUGGCCGGGGGUGGUGGUGGUGGUGGAGGGAUUUCUCCGUUGGGGCCCGCACCGCCGAUGUGGUAUCACCGGGACCUGAGUCGAGCUGCGGCCGAGGAGCUGCUGGCCAGAGCCGGGAGAGACGGCAGCUUCCUGGUGCGGGACAGCGAGAGUGUCAACGGAGCGUACGCUUUGUGUGUACUGUUUCAGAAGCAUGUCCACACAUACAGAAUCCUCCCAGAUGAAGACGGAUUUCUGGCUGUUCAGACGUCUCAGGGUGUUCAGCCGAAGCGCUUUAAGACAUUACCAGAGUUGGUGUCAUUAUAUCUGCAGCCCAGCCAGGGUCUGGUCAGCACACUACUUUUCCCUGUGGACAGAGAGGAAACAGCCGCCAGUGAUGACAGAGACUAUUCAGAUGGGGAGGAUGAGAAGCCACCCCUUCCUCCUCGCUCCGCCUCCACCUCCACCCCUCCUGGACCAGACACACCCACAGAGAGUGCUCCAGCUGCUAAUGGCCUGAGCACCAUUUCCCAUGAGUAUCUGAAGGGCAGUUAUGCUCUUGACCUUGAGGCAGUCAAACAGGGCGCCUCCUCCUUACCUCACCUCAACAAGACGCUAGUGGCCUCCUGCAAACGCCUUAAUGGGGAGGUCGAUAAGGUUUUGUCUGGUCUGGAGAUCCUGUCUAAAGUCUUCGAUCAGCAGAGUGCUUUCAUGGUCUCCAAGAUGAUCCAGCAGUCAGUGAAUCAGGGUGGAGACCAGGAGUUGGAGAACCUUGUGACCAAGCUGGCAAUCCUCAAAGACCUGCUGUCCUCCAUAGAGAAAAAGGCUCUGAAAGCUCUACAGGACAUGAGUUUGUCUUCUCCAUGUUCCCCCCCUCCUCUCUCCAUGCGUCACAGCAAAGCCAUCCCUGUUCAGGCUUUUGAGGUGAAACUGGAUGUUUACUUGGCAGAGCUGACAAAAAUCGGGAAGAGUCAGAAGUACACUCUGUCUGUGGAUGUGGAGGGAGGACGACUGGUAGUGAUGAAGAAGGUGAAGGACAGCCAAGAGGACUGGACAACGUUCACACACGAUAAAAUCCGUCAGCUGAUCAAGUCUCAGCGGGUGCAGAAUAAACUGGGCAUUGUUUUUGAGAAGGAGAAGGACAAGAGCCAGAGGAAAGACUUCAUCUUUGCUAGUGCCAAGAAACGGGAGGCAUUUUGCCAACUCUUACAACUGAUGAAGAACAAACAUUCCAACCAGGACGAGCCAGACAUGAUCUCUAUCUUCAUUGGCACCUGGAAUAUGGGCUCAGUGCCUCCUCCUAAGUCUGUGGCUUCCUGGGUGUUGUGCCGCGGCCUCGGGAAGACUCUAGACGAGAUGACGGUCACCAUCCCUCAUGACCUUUACGUGUUUGGAAGCCAAGAAAACUCAGUGUGUGAUCGGGAGUGGGUGGAGUCUCUGCGUGCCAUGUUGAAAGAGCAGACAGAGCUAGAUUAUAAACCGAUCGCGGUGCAAACUCUGUGGAACAUAAAAAUAGCUGUGUUGGUGAAGCCUGAACAUGAGAACCGGAUCAGCCACGUGGGGAUGUCCAGUGUCAAAACGGGCAUCGCAAACACACUGGGAAACAAAGGAGCAGUUGGUGUGUCCUUCAUGUUCAACGGGACGUCCUUUGGCUUUGUGAAUUGUCACUUAACGUCAGGGAAUGAGAAGAUCGCCCGGAGGAACCAGAAUUACCUAGACAUCUUACGCCUGCUGUCGCUUGGAGACAAACAGCUGAGCUCCUUUGACAUCUCGCUGCGCUUCACACAUCUCUUCUGGCUGGGAGAUCUCAACUACAGGCUAGAUAUGGACAUCCAGGAAAUUUUAAACUACAUAAACAGGAAGGAGUUUGAUCCCCUGCUGAAAGUGGACCAGCUCAACCUGGAGCGGGAGAAGAACAAAGUCUUUUUACGCUUUGCGGAGGAGGAGAUCUCAUUCCCACCCACCUACCGUUACGAACGAGGCUCAAGGGACACAUAUGUCUGGCAGAAGCAGAAGGCUACGGGGAUGAGGACUAAUGUUCCGUCCUGGUGUGACAGGACCCUGUGGAAGUCAUAUCCAGAAACACACAUUGUCUGCAACUCCUAUGGCUGUACAGACGAUAUUGUGACUAGUGAUCAUUCCCCUGUGUUCGCCACCUUCGAGGUUGGAGUAACAUCCCAGUUUGUCUCCAAGAAAGGUCUUCCAAAAUCAUCAGAGCAAGCCUACAUUGAGUUUGAGAGCAUCGAGGCCAUCGUGAAGACGGCGAGCAGAACCAAAUUCUUCAUCGAGUUUUACUCCACGUGUCUGGAAGAGUUUAAGAAGAGUUACGAGAACGACAGUCAGAGCAGCGACAACGUCAACUUCCUGCGUGUGGGCUGGUCCAACAAGCAGCUAACAACGCUAAAACCUCUUCUCUCUGAGAUUGAAUACCUUCAGGACCAACAUCUGCUGCUAACUGUGAAAUCACUGGAUGGAUACGAGUCCUACGGAGAGUGUGUGUUGGCUCUAAAGUCUAUGAUUGGCAGCACAGCACAGCAGUUCCACACCUACCUCUCCCACCGAGGGGAGGAAACUGGAAAUAUCAGAGGGUCCAUGAGGGUCAGAGUCCCAUCUGAAAGGAUGGGAACCAGGGAGAGACUCUACGAGUGGAUCAGUGUGGACAAGGACGACACAGGUGGACCUAAAGGGAAAUCCACUUUGGUAUCCAGAGUGGGACAUGAAUAUGUCAAGCCAUCCGUGGUUCGAAAACAGCUUGGAGAGCUUGGAAAGGUCAGCGAGGAGGGAGAGAGAUGCAGCAAGGAGGAAACGGCUGCAAGGCCUAAACAAGAUGCACCUGAUGGAGAUUCAUCUGUCUGUAAGAACAGCUACAAUAAUCCUGCCUACUACAUCCUUGAGGGUGUCCCGAACCAAUCAGCAGCGGCUCUUUCAGCUGAGCUUCUCCCGUCUCCUACCUCUGCAAACCCUCAGGUAGCUAAACCCCUUCCCCCCUCUGUUAUUGCUCGAACCAAGCCCCCCUUUGGGGCAUCAGGGUCACGCAGGCCCAUGACUGGGCACACGGUGCGCUCCAUAAGUGAGGAAGGCUCCUCGGAGGACGAUGGAGGUGCCUGUGUAGCAGGGGUGCAGGGGGUUGGUGUCGGAACAACCGUUGGGACAACUCUGAAUCGACCCCCUCCUGACUUCCCCCCUCCUCCUCUACCCAAGGGAGCACUCGAGAUGGUUGCGGAAGCCCCCUUUGCCAAACCUCGCCCUCUUUACCCAGACCUAGCUGAAGUCAGGAUCCCAGCAGCUAGUCCUGCCACCCCUCUGGCCCUGGGAGAGGGUUUCAGACGAGGAGGUGGAGGAGGUGGAGGAGGUGGUGGAGGUGGAGGAGGUGGUGGAGGUGGUGGAGGAGCAUUGGACGACCAGUCUUGUUCCGUGCUUCAGAUGGCAAAGACAUUGAGUGAGAGUGAAUUUUCUGGGCAACCUCCACGUGCACCAUCUGCACCGCCUCCUCUUCGAGGGCAACCAAUGGGUUUAGGUCUGGAUGCCUGCCGCACCUUCCCACCAAGAAAUCCCAUCCCAGAGAGCAUUGCAGAGGACAUGCCAGAGGAGGCACUUUGGGGCAGCAGCAGCUCAUCUUUGUCUGUAGGGGACUCCUCUGUAGGGGAGUGGCUGCAGAGACUGGGACUGGAGCGGUAUGAGCAGGGUCUUCUACACAACGGAUGGGAUGACCUGGAGUUCCUCAGUGACAUCACGGAGGAGGACCUGGAGGAGGCAGGGGUGCUUGACCCCGCCCACAAGCGAAUCCUGCUGGAGAGCCUCAGACAGCAACAGCAGCAACCGAAAUAAACUCUUUCAAACUGGUCUAGGACUGGUCAGAACCAGUCCUGUUACCACACCAGGUCACAAGAGGACAACUGAGCUGGAACGUGCCUUUUGAUGCCAGACUGUGCCUUCUAAAAGAGAAUUUGCACUCUGUUUGUACUUAAAGAAACACUUGUUGAAUCACCAUCCUUUUUUUCACAUGUACUGUAUGUGUGUUGUCGUUGUAAAAUAGGCGGCCUUAUUUAAUGAUAAUCAUUUCAGUCCAUCAAGCAUCACUACAUAACCUUCAGCUAUAAACCUAGUGACAAGAUGCAGGUUGAGAUAAUGUUAAUGUACAACUCGUGUGUAGAGCAGCUGAGGCCUUAAUGUCGUGUUAUGUGCGUACUGUACCAUCACAACCUGACCUGCAGCUUGAAGGUAAAGCUUGUUUUUCUCUCCUUGUGACUGAGGUGUGACUGAGGUGUGACAUUGUUCAAGAUAACCAGAGCCCUGAAAACACACAUUCAGUAUCUAUGUUUUCAGGUUUUCCUCAAAAAAUAAUUCUCUUUGGGAAUUAUUUGAGAGCACUCGAGUGAUGUUCACACUCAGCUCUGGCAUAGCUGCACCAUUGUUUCUGUGAUAAAUAACUCAACUUUAAUUUCUAAGUUUUGUACCUUUGUGAUGAUGUUUCGGCCACUAAUGUCUAAACAGUGCCACAUUCUGUGUCAAAUGUCUCUGCAUGUAUUUAUAGAUUUAUGUUUGUUUGUUUUCAAUGAUAAAGGGAAUUUAGAGCAAACCAACCAAACCAGUCCAGCUAAUGUUUGAAUAUCUCACCUCAUUUCAGCAUUUUUCUGUGAGGACAUAGACUUUCAUGUAACAGGAGAAUACAUCUUAUUUUGAACAUUAUAAGACCCAGUUUUGAUGGGUCACAUCUUUUAAUAAUUUCAUUGUAAAGUCUGUAAAUGGAGCUGUGUUCAGGGAACAUAGCCAACAGACAUGCUAAUGCCUAUUGUCAUCAUACUGGAGAAACCAAAACAUUUCACGUCUUACUGUGUUUCUUUUUUUUUUUUUUUUUUUUUUUUUACACUUUUUUGUUGCAUUACUGGAGACUUGACAUAGUGGAAGAUGUCACCCCUCACAAAAAAUUUGAACCAGAAAUGUCAGGAUACAGAUCAUUCAAGGGCUGUUGUUGUUCACUGGUUUAACCAGCAGGAGGUGUUGCAACUCCACAAACACAGACAGUAGACACACUAACUGGAAACUUUCAGAAACACAACACGAUCAAGUCAAAGGACUCGUACUCUGAAAUCACACUGCCUUCAUUUUUUUUACUCUAAUCCUGCCUCCUUUCUGCCUGUGAGACUUAACUGAUCAGCCAGUCCAUUGACUUUUUUAUAAAUUCGGACUAGGCCUGAAAAGUAGAACUCUAAAUAAAUGUGCUGUUGCAUCGUUAGCACUAGGACUAUCGUUUGGACUCAUUAGGAGUGAUGAAACUAUUCUAAAGGUUUCAUUUUUCAUUAAUUUCUGGAACAGUUUGCCAUAUUUUCUCUUAUUUAACUUGCCUGUUGUGUUAUAUUUUGUAUAAUGCAUCUCAUCUUUCAACAGCCAACAACCAUAGUGUAGAGGUUGGGGCUCCGCCAUUUAGAUGUGUUACAUCUAGAGUUUUUUUGGCCUUCUCAGUGUUCUCAGUUGUUUGUGUGUGUAUGCAUGUGUGUGUUUGUGUUUGAGUGUAUGAGAGAGAGAGAAAGAGAGAGAAAGUUAAUAUAUGUGUGCAUGAAUGAAAAAGAGACUUUUUGUUUGCUCUAACACACUCCUGUUUUUCUUGUCUCCCCAUGUAAUCUCUUUUGGUCAUGUUAAGUUAAUGUAUGUUGUUCAACCAUGUUAUUUUUUCAAUUAAAAUGUAACAUCCUUCCUUA